GCGCCCACGCCCCCAACCCCGCCCCCUUCUCCUUCCCUCAGAUCUCGAUCUGCCGCCGCCCCCAACCCCACCCCCACCGCCACCAUCGAUGACCCUCACCGUAGACGAGGUCGAGGCCGACCCAAGAUCGAGCCCAUGCCCAGAGCCGCCCCCAAGAUUCGCAGGCAACCCCACGCCAAUCAGGACCUCGAUCUGGAUCGAGCAGGCGCUCUCCACCGACGGGGCUUGGGCUGGCCGGCGUCCCACAUUGACGUCCUCCUCCCUCCCGCUCCCGACAACGCCCUCGGUCUCCGCAGCCGGCCUCACCGCCAUAGUCACAGGUACUUUUCCUCACCCUUCUCCCUUUCUUGGUCCUCUCCUCUCUGCUCUCUCUCCCCCGUUUGGCUUUGACUCACUGGAUUCGCUACUGCUGGGAGGUGCAUCGAGCGGGAUCUGCGUGGAGAUGGCGCGGGUGCUGGCGGCACGCGGGGCGCGGCACCCACGUCGUCAUAGCCGCUUGGAACCUCACCGCCGCCGAGACCAUGCGCCAGGCCGCAACUUCAUAGCCGACUUCGCUGACAGGGGCCUACCGCUCAACAUCCUCCUGUUGCUGACUUUGGUCUGGCCAAGAUCCAGCACGAAUAUGACACAACCAUGUGUCUAUGCUGGUGAUGGGGACUUUCGGCUGUUUACAUGGCGGAGCGGUCCACAGACGUUUCCUUUAUGCAGCAGUUUAAGUUGCUUCCAAUUAAAUCUGCUGUGA
Messenger RNA from Aegilops tauschii subsp. strangulata, 742 nucleotides. The record is from RefSeq and is a predicted model, not a curated record. Lineage: Eukaryota; Viridiplantae; Streptophyta; Magnoliopsida; Poales; Poaceae.